GGCGGGUAACGGGGUUUGCCUGCCUCCCCCUCGGGGGACCCUCGGCCCCGCGGGGUGCUGCCGGCUGGGCGCCUCCCGCCUCGGGGCUCCGGCGGGUCUGGUGCCCGGCUCCGUCCUUGGCCUGCCGGCCGCCGCGGGGCAGCGGCGUCGCGCCCGUUGGUCCUCUCCCUCGGCCCCUGCUUCCCCUUCCAUUGCCCGUCUUCGUUCCCACCUUUGUGUCCCGAGCUGACGUAACCCGGGUCAGUUUUGCCGCUUCUUUUGCCAUUCAGGGCAGCAGCGAGAUGACUGCUGUGACCCAAAAGUCUGCUUUCUGUUUUUUUUUUAAUUACUAUUUUUUGGCCGCUGCUUGACAUGACUGAUGGCAGCAGCGUGAGCCAGCCCUCGGCAGAUUCACUUUCCGAAAUGGAAAGCUGUCUGGUUUAAAAACCUCUGACUCAUCAAGGGAACAAACAAUUCGAUCACGUGCGAGGGCUCAGAAACGCCCAAAUGCUGAAGGACCCGGGUGAGUCUGGGGAGGCCUCGGCGGGAGGCGCGACUGGGUCCUUCCAAACUGUCUCGUAGGUGAUGGCUGCCGCCGUGGGGUACGCGCGCCUCGAGGAGGAGCAGCUCCCCGGCCAAGGGGGCACUGCGACCUGGAAGCCCAGGAAAGAAUGUUUACCGAAGAAUAUUCCAAAUAUUGCUGAUAGCGAGGCUCAAGAAAGUGAAUUCUCUGAUAUAUCUCACUAUGAAAAAGAUGUUAGUGGAUCUUCAGUUGAAUCUGCUCACUUCUGCUCUGAUCUGGAAGACUGGGAUGGUGAAGCAUCCAGUGUGCCUGGGGCUGCAGUUUUUCCUGAGCUUCAAACUGCUGCUGAGUAUGAGGUGGAGGAUUGGGAUAAAGAGCUGGAAGAUUCUGAAUUUAAUCCUUAUGAUGCUGGCGAUCUCCACUGUGGAAGCUUUCAGGAAAAUAAUCUUUUGGCCUCAUAUUCAUGGCGAGAGGAUUCAGUGUACAACCCAGGGUGUCACCACGCAGCUUGUGUUGCUUUUACAUCGCCAAUUAGAAUGACUGAGACUGGCCAGUUUGAUGAUGCUGAAGAAUGAGGUUGCCCCUGGUCAGAACUAAAUUUGGCCUCUGAGUUGGACUGUGUUCUUCACUGAAUAAGUCAUGUCAAGCGCUUUGGCUUGCUUGCAGAAUUGUGUAUGAGGUCAGAAGUGCUGCACCAUCUCUGAAGUUUUUCUUAGGCUGUUCCUGAGGUGUAUGUAAGCUGGCCAUGCUUGACCUCUAGGAACCAGAGUGCAGGUGCUGGCUGUAAGGAGUCAUUCGUUUCUGGACUGCUCUUUGUGUUAUAUAGCUCUACAUUGUUGCUGAUGGACUGCUUGGGAGGAAGUAUUUGAUUUCUAAACAUCAGCUUGAUUGCCAAGUGUAGCCAGUUUUAUACAGGCUGACACACUGGGAUCAGCAUGUUAACUUGUAGUUUUCUUUCCUUUCCAUUUGAUGCUAUCAGAUUGGUUCAGAUAGCUUUAAAAACUCUUCUUCCUUUCAACUCCUGUAUUGUAAUGCUAUGUUGCAGUUUCUCACUCCCUAUCUAAUUCUGGUGUUUGACAAAAUUAGCCAUGACGCAUACAGAAUGAAUUGUUUUAUUUCUAUUUUUUUAUGCCUUUCAGUAUGAAUGAGUUCUAAGCAUUUGAUACACAUUUUGCUCUUACACUUGUGGACAUUAAUGAGGAUUGGAUAGUUGGGCCUGCUGUACCUAGUAAGAAUGCUGGGUGUUUAAGGCUCUGCCUUCCAGCAGAGCUUUCUGCACAUCAGACUUUCUUGUAUUUGGGUGUAUUGCCCUCCAGUCUUACAGUUGUCUUUAUGGCAUCCUCAUGUGAUGUCAGACAUGUAAUGAGGAAGAAAAUAUCAGUGCUUAUAUAGUGUCUUGCAGUAUAUGAUCUCAGCGUGUCCUGCAGAAAGUGUCAUGAACCUUAAUUCACUGCUGAUAUUUUUGUUGUGGUGGUGUUUGUGUUUUGAUAAGUGAGGAAAUGGCAACACAAAAUAUCUGCAAAAUGCCUCUUAAGGGAACAGCUGGAACUAGAACACUAUCCCCCUUGCCCUUGCUUUGGAGUUAAAGGAAAUGUUCUCAAAUGAAGUAUGUAAGUGGAUUGAGUGGCUGAUGGCUUAGGUAAUGUUUCAUUAAUAACUUUUCUUUCAAGAACUUUAAGAUGUUGUGUUUUGACACUGUUGAUACUGAAGCACAGUAGCCAUGUUUGUUUAUUCUCAGUCAAGGAGUUAACGUUUAGCAUUGGAAGAUUAUUUGUUUUUUAAUCAUUCAGUACAUGAGACUGAAAUAAUUUGAAAUAUUAGUUUGGAAGGAGGAAGUGAAUGACACAGUAAUAUUUCCUUAAUCUUUUCCUUGAGAGUAGAGGAGGACAAGAGCUUGGAAGAGUCUUUUCUGGUGCAUUGCAGCUUCUGGUUAAAUACUAGUCCCUAGCAAACAAUCCAAGUAAAGGCUGGAAGCCUAGAGGUGAGGUUGCAGCGAAGACAAUUUGUUCUUUUAUUCCUGUGUGAUGGAGUGCUCUAAGGAGUAAUAUUUCCAUCAGAAGUUACUUCAGCAUGCUUCCAGGACACAUGCAUAUACAGCAAAAGCACACUCUAACUUUGUUCUUAGCCUUGCACAGCAGGAAAGUACUAGCUGUGCUCUCUGGCCUAGGAGGUGGGUUUUGUUCUAUGCCUGACUGCUGCGUGUUAGAGACAGUUCACUGCUCCUUAUGAUGAGUGGAGGUCUGCAUUUUAGUUAGGAGCUGCAUUUGCCUCUGUGGAACAGAAGUAAGAAUUGACUGUGCCAGACUCUUCAGGUUUGGAUAUAUAGCAGCGUCUUUCUCUUUCUAGAAAACAGAAAUGAAACUCAGAGUGUAACUAGGACUGACCACCAACUGAUUAAAGUUGCUGCUCUGCAUUUAUAAAUGCACUAUAAAUAAAUAUAUAUUGAGUACAGAUUAGUUUUGAAGUAACAAUGUGUACCACUAGAUAAUAAAAGUUCCUCUGAAAAAGCAUUGUUUAUUUUCUAAGCCCAUUUAUUACUUUCAAGGAUGGCAGUGCUCAAUGCUACCCUGCAGAGGGCAGCAAAAAAUUGUCUACUCUGUAAGUGUGCUUUCAUUUGGCAAUAAACUUCACCAGAAAGUGUCAGAUCCCUGGGCUGGAUUUCUGACAUUACAAUAGCUAUUUAGAUCUGGGUUCUGCACAGCCCUGUUUUUCCCCAGUGAGCCUGAUUCAUGGCCCUGAUUAGUUUCUCCUUUUUUAUUUCACCCUCAAAUUGUACUUACUGGACUGAAAAAUUUCUCCCAUGGCUGAGAAAAGAACAUCAGUUGACUUUGGGCUUUAUAUAUCUAUAUAUAUCUAUAUCUCUCUCUAUAUAUAUAUUUUACUAUGCUUGAGGGAGACAUCCCAUAGGAUUUAAUAAAGAUGAAGCUAACAGAAUUCUGUAGAAGCAAAGCUUCCUUCUUGAGAAUUAUGACUUAAAAGGAUAACAAAAGAGUCCUUAAAAAUGAUUAGGUUGAUUUCUUCCUGUAUGGUUCCAGAAUUCCAUCAGUCCCACAGUCUCCAAGCCCUUUCUUAUGUGCUGCAUAAAUGGAAGGCUCAUCUCAAAUCAAAUUUGUUUUUUCAGCCUAUACUUCUAAUUGGAAUCAGCCUCGUCUAUCUGGACUGUUUUGUUAUUUGAGGAGAAAUGGUUGUGAAUGGCUGCCUUGCCAAGCUGUUUGUGUGUUAAAUGACUGUAAACUUAAAAGAUCUGCGAUUAGUUUUCAGUUUUCCUUUUAGGUUAAAACUGACCACAACCUCCCCGCAGCCGUGUGUGGGUGUGUUUUUUAAGAUGUGAGGCUUUCACAACCGAGAUGUGUUGCUCUCUUUAGGGAUAUGUUGGCAAAUGUAACUUUGUUCAUCUUGGCCCUGCUUGUUAGGGAAGGGGCUUAGUGUAAAGACUGAUCUGAAUACUAUCAAACUUCAGUGGGAUUAGAAAACCAGAUGCAACCUUCUCAGAAUGCUUCUCCCUGGACGGAUUUGAAACCAAGCUCAUGGUUUCUAAUAUUUCUGCACUACAGAGUGUUUCAAAUUCCAUUGGGAAUCUUGCACCGAGUCUGUUUUGUGUUGACACAAGCAUGUCAUUCUAGGCAAGAAUAUCUUGCAAUUAGAAACAACAUAAGGUAGCAUAUGAACCAACAAUUCAAGCAAAGAGAAUCAACUCUUCAUUCUGUUCAAAUGAAAGAAGGGAAGAGAGUCCCAGUGCAGGACGAAGACUGUAAAUAUUCUGUGCAUGCAAGAAACACAUUGGCAGUAUGUAAGUCGGUUUGAAAAUGUAUGAGAAGUGUUAAAGAUUUCUCAGUUGUUUGCAUACAUCUGUAAUGAGAUUCCCCCUUCUGUACCUUCAGUAUGAAAUGCCAUUCAAAAGGCAAAAGGCUCUACUGCAGGUUAAUGUUUGGGUUUACAUUGUGGGGGAGGCUUGGCUUAGAAUGGUGUAGUACAGUGACCCAGAAGAUGAGCAGAGCGCAAGUCAGAGUGUGCCCUUGCUUUCCUGUUAUCUUCUGUUUCAUUUCCCCUUUUUACAGAUGGAGAUAACGAUAAUAGCCUCUUUGUAAAGCACUUCAAAUUCUGUGGACGAGAAGCUUUGUUUAAACAGUGAGGUGUUAUUAUUAAAGAGUUUUACAUUUUCUUUGAACUGACCAGCAAAGAAACUAAAACUUGUUUUGGGUGCAUCUGUUGUUUCCUUUGA
Molecule: messenger RNA, 4724 nt
Organism: Dromaius novaehollandiae (emu)
Lineage: Eukaryota; Metazoa; Chordata; Aves; Casuariiformes; Dromaiidae
Gene: COPRS
Product: coordinator of PRMT5 and differentiation stimulator
Exons: 3
Coding region: 565-1077 (170 amino acids)
Cellular component (GO): nucleus
Molecular function (GO): histone binding
Source: RefSeq, a predicted model, not a curated record